This is a messenger RNA of Hypanus sabinus (Atlantic stingray), 825 nucleotides long. It is a transcript of the gene chodl, whose product is annotated as chondrolectin. NCBI's taxonomy places the organism in Eukaryota, Metazoa, Chordata, Chondrichthyes, Myliobatiformes, Dasyatidae. Bases 1 to 825 code for a protein of 274 amino acids. The transcript is spliced from 6 exons. Gene Ontology annotation, biological process: positive regulation of axonogenesis. Gene Ontology annotation, cellular component: cytoplasm. The record is from RefSeq and is a predicted model, not a curated record.
AUGCUGGUGCUGAAUGUGAUCGUGAGCGGGAUUCUGGGCAGCGGCUCCGCAAAUCGGGUGCUGAGCGGUCAGACAGUUUGUUAUGGAGGCCCAGAGCACCCGUGCUACAAGAUUGCCUACUUCCAAGACCUGAGUAGGCGCAUCGGCUUCAAGGAGGCAAGCCAGGCAUGCGAGAUGGACCAGGGAGCACUGCUCAGCAUCAGGUCUCCUGACGAGCAGAAGCUGAUAGAGAACCUCCUGCAGGACCUAACCAAGUCCGGCUCGACCCUCUCGGAUGGAGAUUUCUGGAUUGGCCUGAGACGCAGUGGGGGGGGACAGACCCACAGCACCUUCAGUGGGUGUCCCGACCUUUAUGAGUGGACCGAUGGCAGUCCUGAAAAGUACAGGAACUGGUAUGCAGAUGAACCAUCGUGUGGCAGCGAAGCAUGCGUGGUGAUGUACCACCAACUGACUGCUCAGCCCGGCCUGGGUGGACCAUACCUCUAUCAGUGGAAUGAUGACAGGUGUAACAUGAAGCACAACUUCAUCUGCAAGUAUGCAGCAGUUUCAGAAAAUGCCUCCACGGAGCCAGAAGUCAAAGUUGGUGCGCCCAGUAAUUCAGGGGAUGGCCAGAAAGUGAUUGUGACAGAGUCAUCAGGGAUAAUGCCCAAUGUGGUGUACGUCAUCAUUCCCACAAUCCCCCUGCUGCUGUUGCUGGUCGUUGCCAUGGCAACUUGCUGCAUCCAGAUGCUGAGCAGAAGUAAAGACCGAUCAAAGACCAGCCCCAAUGAGUCAACAUUCUGGAUAUCUCCAGCUCCAAAGAAGGAUGAUCAGGCUGAUGUGUAG